Molecule: messenger RNA, 2081 nt
Organism: Vespa crabro (European hornet)
Lineage: Eukaryota; Metazoa; Arthropoda; Insecta; Hymenoptera; Vespidae
Product: arrestin domain-containing protein 17
Exons: 7
Coding region: 16-1197 (393 amino acids)
Biological process (GO): protein transport
Cellular component (GO): cytoplasm
Source: RefSeq, a predicted model, not a curated record
UCUCUCUCUGUCAAGAUGGGCUUGAAGAAAUUUGACAUCAUUUUUGAUAAUCCAUGGAAAAUUUAUUAUCCCGGACAAAUGGUAUCGGGAAAUAUAGUACUGGUUCUAGACGGAGUAAAAAAGAUUCGCGGUAUAUGCGUCAAGGUAAAAGGAGAAGCAAAUACUUAUUGGACAACGGAUAAACAAAGAUUGGAUAAUACAGGAAACUAUAGAGAUGAGAAUACAACAUUCAGCGCGCACGAAGAGUAUUUUCAGACAAAGUACUAUCUCGUCGGAUCGGCUUCUGGAAAUGAAAUCGAGAUACAAGCGGGCGAACACAAGUUCCCGUUCACAUGUACUUUGCCGGAAAAUUUACCGAGCAGUUUCGAGUCUGACUUUGGGCAUGUUCGAUAUACGGUCAAGGCCAUCUUAGAUCGCCCUUGGAAAUUUGAUCAGGAAGUUAAAGCAGCCUUCACGAUCGUCUUGCCGUUCGAUCUGAAUCAAGAACCCAGAACGUCGGAACGAAUCAGAGAAGAAAUGAGUAAAUCCUUUUGCUGCCUUUGUUGCACCAGUGCACCUUUGAACGUGACAUAUUCUUUACCAGUCAGAGGAUACGUUCCUGGUCAAUCGAUGCCGAUUAAGAUAAACGUCGAGAAUUUAUCUAACGUUACGGUAGCACGCGUUACUCUGAGCCUUUGCAAGAUCGUGACAUUCCGUGCUACUAGUCCACAAACGGAUACGCGAAUCGAAGAGAUAGUGGUAACGGAGGUCAGUAAAGGGCCGAUCGAUGGGGGAGCUAGUUCCGAUUACGAACAAAACUUGGAUGUCCCGGCCCUUCCUCCGUCGAAUUUAAAUAGUUGCGGUAUCAUCGAUCUCGAAUAUCGUCUGAAGGUCGAAGCAUGCAUCGAAGGAUGGUAUCAUCGUAAUUUGAAGAGCGACACUCCAGUUUUCGUCGGAACGAUACCCUUGGUGAAUUAUCAGAUACCAAGCGCUCCUCCCGAGAAUACUAUGUUCGUCAGUUCACCGACGAAAACUUCCGAAAAAUAUUAUCUAUCUCCUACUUCGAAUUUAUAUCCAGAAUUACCACCCCCGUCGUACGAGGAAUCAACGUAUGGCGCCAAAAAUCUACGAGAACGCGACGAGUCGGAAUACGUGAUUGGUCUUACGAAUCAUUUCGCACCGAAAUAUCCGGUUUAUCAUUUUCCAACGGGUCAGUGAAACGACGAAACGAAUCCCUAUCAAAGGGAAAAAGCUUUCGUUCAAAUUCUUUUUCUUAUGCUUGGAUGCAAAUAUUGGAUGGAAAAAAUCUCUUAUCCUUCUGCAACAUCACAUACUGUAAUUUUUAUGUCCCACGCUUAUAUUCUCUUUAUUUCCUUGUACCCGUAACGAACCCCUAGUAAUUAUUAUUUCGUAUCUUUUCAUCUUUUUAAAGAAUAAUUUACAUUUACCCUAGGCAUCGUAAUAAAAUAUUUAAUACUAUAUAAUGUGAAAGCUAUAACAUUACUUUAUACUAGUGUAUAAAAGUUAUAGUAUACUUGUAUAUUAUAUAAUUGUACUGGUAAUAUGAUUUGAGUAUUGGUAUAAAGUAAUGCCAUAACUUUUACAUUGUACAUUUUUUCUUCUUUUUCUUUUUAUAAGAAUUGCUUCAUAAAUAGGAUCAAAAGAAUUAUUUUUCUCACGAAAUUGUAUGACGAAGGAUAAAAAUACUAGUAUCGACUUGAAGUAAACUUCACUGCCAGCUUCUAAACGCCAAGUUUCGAAUAUGUUUAUUGCUUUACAUGCAAGCACAAUACCAUUUUAUACAGUGUACGUCUUUAUAGAUUAUAAAGUACAGCUCAAAGCGCUCUAAUAUUUUUCUAUUAUUACAUAUUAAGCACUGUGAAUUUGGAACUAUAUUCGAUAUGGAUUGAUUUUAUUGUUCAGUCGUAUAAAACAAUAUGACAUUUACUUGACUUAUUGUUAGUUGAUACGAAUGAUAGAAAAAAAAAAAAAAAAAGAAAAAACGUAAAAAAUUCUUACGAAAUUGUACCGCUCAUUUCAAUUCGAUUCAAUAAAUUUUACAAACGAGUAAUAGUCAUAGGAUAAAACGAGAUUUCACCGAA